Messenger RNA from Anoplophora glabripennis (Asian longhorned beetle), 4048 nucleotides. RefSeq lists its product as uncharacterized. Gene Ontology annotation, molecular function: protein binding. NCBI's taxonomy places the organism in Eukaryota, Metazoa, Arthropoda, Insecta, Coleoptera, Cerambycidae. The transcript has a single exon. Bases 1 to 3999 code for a protein of 1332 amino acids. The record is from RefSeq and is a predicted model, not a curated record.
AUGGAACCGACGUACAAAAAGAACAAAGGCAAUGCCGGACUGAAAGGGGUUCAGUUACAAUUGGACCUGAUGACUGUGUGUCUAUUAAAUGCUCUCAACCACCACAAAAACUGGAAAAUAUCUAGUGAGAACCAAAACGCCGGGAAAUAUGACGACAUCGUGGUAGAAUUACCCGGAGGUAUUGCCGUUCUGGUUCAAGCCAAACAUAAAGAGAACAGGAAGAUCACCAAAGAGCAGUUGCUAUCGGACAACUCCAAAAAUGCCGACUUCAGUUUGCCGAAAUAUUUCUUCUCCUACGAAGAGAUCAAGAGUAAAUUUAGAGCUAAGACUGUUAUCAUUUGCACCAACACUGACAUCAAUACGAAGGGCCUAGAAAAUUAUUUAACCUUCCAGCGAGCCAAUCCUGAAAAUGUGUUAUACUACGAACACGAAUGCUGUUCCUUUUAUAAAUUCAAUGAAAACAUUUUGCCGGAUUUAAAAAGGAACGCAGAAGUUUACUUUAGCAAGAAUUUACGGGACAAAAGUAUCGACAAAGCAGUGAUUACAGAUGAAAACUUGAAAGAUUUCCUAAAAAAAUUGCAGAUUUUUUCCUCUUAUCCAUGCGAAGAUCGUUUGCACAAAAUUAUCGAACGAUUAUUAUCACGUUCGAACCCUUCCAGUUUGUGUUGCAAAAUAUCCGCUCAAGAAAUAUUGAGGAAGGUGGAACACUGGUUUAAACAUCCAAAGGGUGAAUAUUUGACAGAGAGACAAGUCAAAGCGAUGCUCUGCGAAAUAAAAAGCGACAAGUACUGCGAAUCGUUGAAAAACUACAACUUGUCGUUUGAACAGACAGACUUUAGCUUUACUGAUUCGAAUAGAAUAUUCUACAUUACAGUUGAGGAGGGUUAUUUGUUGCAGCUGUUGAAAAUACAUCAUGCUCUACGGGCCGAUAAAUGUGGAAAACUGUUUGUGAAUCCUAACGAAGGUCUAGAAGCGCAAAAACAAGUAAUAGAAGCGUUUGAGCUGCAACGCUAUGCCCUUUUGGUGAUGACUUGGACCGAAAUUACAGAAGAGGCUGCAACAAAUGAAAUAAGUGCCAAGUUAAGAGGAAUAUUGGACAAGUAUAAAUAUAAAAAAGUUGUUUUGGUGGAAGCAGGUAACAGUAAAUUGGCACAGCGGAUUGGAUUGGAUAUUUCUAAAGUUGAUGGGUCUGUAACGUUCGAUAACUUCUCGAAGGAUUGUCAGGAGAGGCUGAUGAACAGCAAAAACGUAAUUUUCCAAGGCAACACAGUCAGCUUAAAAGAACUGUUACACACGGAUACGUCUAUAGAUUAUACAAAAUCCUUAAAUUCACUAAUGCUAGAGAAACUAAUCGGAGGGGAAAAAGUUACAGUGGGGGUACAAUCUUUAGGUUUGGAUAAAGACAUUGCUCGAUCUUAUGUAAGUCGCAGGUUUGAGAAACACAUCGAUAAAGGUCAGAAGAGAGAAGAACCUUUGUCAGAGGAAAGCAUUUUUAACGUGAAAGGGAAAGCGAUAAUAAUCUCAGACAGUGCCGGUAUGGGUAAGAGCACUGUCCUCACCAAGAUGUCGGCGACUAUAAAAGAAAGAAAUAGUCAUUUGUGGGUUAUAAAAAUUAAUCUCAAUGAUUAUACGAGUAUUUUAAGAAAUACACUGAAAACGCAAACAAAAGUAAUAAGUGUGGUCGAGCUGCUGAAUUCCCGAGAAGCUACUAAGCUCACAAACCAGCUUGAAGAGAUCGUUUUUUUCAUGAACGAAAAGGUAGUUCUAAUGUUGGACGGUGUGGACGAGAUUAGCCCAGACUAUACGGACCUCAUACUCAACUUGCUCGGCCAAUGCCAGCAAGAUCCCAACUUUGUAAAAAUUUUUGUUACAACCAGACCUCACGUAGCUUUGAAGUUGAGAGCAGUUCUAGGAGUUGGAACGUUUAAACUGCUGCCCUUUACGAGAUCGGACCAGGUAAAUUUCCUUACGAACUACUGGAUACAUAACUUGAAUCUAAACUAUGGAAGUAAAACGAAAUGUGAACGAUAUGCCAAGAUACUAAUUGACAACCUAUCGUCUUGGACGAGAUCAAACUACUCUUCAGAAAAUUCCUUUGAGGAAAUCCCACUGCAAGUAAGGAUGGUGGCUGAGAUAUUUCAGGAAAGUGUCAAGUGGAAGGAAUCAGCGGACUGGGAAGGAUGUAAGGAGUAUUUAAGUGGGGAUAAAGCCGAACCGAAACUGCCUAAAAAAUUUAAUAUCGCGAUACUGUACGACGUUUUCAUUGAAAAGAAGCGAGACGUCUUCAUGGACAAGGGAAACACAAGCGGAAAUACGGUGGCGAAUCAAGCUUUCUCUAACCAUUUCAAAGGAUGCCUUGCUUACCACCACAGCCUUGCUUUAAAAGUGAUCCUUGGUGAAACAAAAAGUCGUUUAUUCUCAUGUUACGACUCAAGGGACGAAGACAUGGAAGAGUACGUGUUAAAGAUUGGAAUUGUGCACAGACUCGGUGACGAAUUCCAGUUCGUACACAGGUCAUUCGCGGAAUACUUUGCGACCGAUAGCAUAGUCCAAGAACUAAACAAUCAGAAUCCAAAUGUUGAGUUUCAGAGAUUCCUGAUCGACGUAUUGUUGCUUAAUGACAGAUUUGAAGUGGUCCGUGCUUUCUUAGACAUUUUACUACAGAAAGUUUCCUUGCCUCCUAAUAUCUUCAGAAACUAUCGGUCCGUCACAUCUGAGACUAACUUGGGUCUCAUUUUCAAUCUCGCAGGGGAAGGUUACACGACAAUCCUCCGGUUAAUUCUAAAAAGCAUAAACUUCAAGAUUAUUAGAGGUAAGGCGGUUGACGUCAAGGAAUGUCGAGCUAAAAUGACUUUUAAGAAAAGAAACACAUUAAACGAUUUGAAGGUGCUUGUGCGGAAAGCUGGAGUUAACAUUAAGGAUGAUUCUGGUAGCAGUCCACUACAUUUCGCAGUUAGGGGAGGCCACUGGGAGAUGGCGAACUUCUUAGUUGAGCAAGGCGCAAGUCUUAACCUUACGAGUAAUGACGACGAAACGGCACUUUACUUAGCUGCUGAAUACAGGAGAUGGAACAUCGUCAAUUACCUCGCGGAGCAAGGGGCAGACGUUAACGCCAACAAAAAUAACAGCACGGCACUACAUUUCGCUGCCGAAUUUGGCAGAAUGGACACUGUCUUAUGCCUCGUACAGCACGGCGCGUACGUUAACGUCAAAGAUAGUAACGGCAACACGGCAUUGCAUUUAGCUGCCGAAUAUCGAAGAUGGGACAUCGGCAAAUGCCUCGUGAAACACGGUGCGGACGUUAACGUCAAAGACAGUUACAACCGCACGGCACUGCAUUUCGCUGUUAAACAGAACUCAUUGCACGUCGUCAGAUAUCUCGUGAAAUACGGCGCAAACGUCAACAUUCAAGACAGUGACGACAGCACAGCGCUGCACUUAGCCGUCGGACGAAUCACUUUGGAUGUUGCGAAGUACCUGGUGGAACACGGAGCAGACGUCAACGUUAAACGGUGCGACGGCAGCACGGCGCUGCAUUUAGUUACGAAAUACGUGAAAAUAGACGCCGUCGAAUACCUCGUGGAACACGGUGCCAACGUUAACGCUAAAGACGACAACGGCAACGCGGCGUUGCACUUCGCCGUUAUUUAUGAUAGAAUGUGCAGUGUGGACCUCGAUUCGGGCGUUAGAUAUGGCAACUGGAAGGUGGUGAAGUACCUCGUAGAACACGGAGCGGACGUCAACGUUAAGGACAACAACGGCAACACGUUGCUGCAUUUAGCCGUCGUACAAGACAGAUUCGAUACUGUUAAGUACCUCGUGCAAUGCGGCGUAAGCGUUAACGUUGCAAAUAAUGAUGACAGAACGGCGCUGCAUUUAGCUGCUGAGUAUAGAAGACUUUUCAUUCUCGAAUAUCUCGUGGAACACGGUGCAGACGAUGGUGGAUACAACGAAGAAAACUCUGAAGCUGGGGAAUACGUGAGUAAGAAAUAUGAUUAAUGGGUGCCGUUACAUACCUUGUGGGACGCUGUGCAGCUAUUAAAGGCUA